This is a messenger RNA of Arachis ipaensis, 906 nucleotides long. RefSeq lists its product as uncharacterized. The record is from RefSeq and is a predicted model, not a curated record. NCBI's taxonomy places the organism in Eukaryota, Viridiplantae, Streptophyta, Magnoliopsida, Fabales, Fabaceae.
AUGCUAGAAGAAGAAAAGGAGUGGAACACAUAUCUAAUCAACCAGAUCUUUCUACCCUUUGAGGCCCAGCUACACAUUCCUAUUCCUAGAUUUGAUCAAGUGGACUGCUUCUAUUGGAAAAAAGCUAGAGAUGGUGAAUUCAGAGUAAAAUUAGCCUACCAUAAACUAAGAGUCCAAACCAGAUCACAAUCAGAGAUUUCUAAAAGAGAACAAAGUGAAGAACAAACCUGGAAAGAUGUUUGGAGAAUAAGGACACCACCCAGAGCUGUGAAUUUCCUCUGGAGACUUCUCCACAAGUCUCUCCUUAAAAAAAAGAACUUGAAUAAGAGGGGGAUAAAUUUCUCUCCUUUGUGUCCGAGAUGCUGGGAAGAUACUGAAUCUAAAGAACACAUAUCCAGGGAAUGUUGGUUUGCUAGAAAAUUCUGGUUUGUAUCUCCAUUCAUCCUGAGAUCAGAAACAGGAAUAGAAAUAUUUCCAGAUGUAAAAGAAUGGGUCAAAGAAAUGAUGGAAAAUAUUCAGAGUGAAAAGAGGGGUCUGUUUUGUACCUUGUUACAGCAACUGUGGAGAGCGAAAAAUUCCCUCGUCUUUGAGGAAAAAUCGGCACCGACCGAGGAAGAAGUACAAAAAUCUUGCAUGUGCUUUGAUGAAUUUUGGAAAGCUCAGAUGAUAGAAAAAAUAAAACGCCCAAUAGAGAAGCCCCAAAUCUCAGUGAACCAAAAGUGGAAAUGCCCACCAACCAACAUAAUGAAGAUUAAUGUAGAUGCAGUGGUCCCACACGACAUUAAUGGAGGAGUUGGUGUUGUAAUUAGGGAUGAGAUGGGAAUCAUAAUGGCAUUAGCAACCAAGGAAAUACCUUAUCUGCUUGAAGCACAUGAAGCGGAAGCAUAUGCAGCAUUUUGGGAUUGA